Molecule: messenger RNA, 3409 nt
Organism: Coffea eugenioides
Lineage: Eukaryota; Viridiplantae; Streptophyta; Magnoliopsida; Gentianales; Rubiaceae
Product: probable RNA-dependent RNA polymerase 5
Exons: 19
Coding region: 113-3253 (1046 amino acids)
Biological process (GO): siRNA processing
Cellular component (GO): nuclear RNA-directed RNA polymerase complex
Molecular function (GO): RNA-directed RNA polymerase activity
Source: RefSeq, a predicted model, not a curated record
GUCCCUCCCAAAUUCAAAACAUUCCUCUGCAGCAAAGACGCCUAUUAGCACUAGAACUAGUAGAGUAUUACACCCCAAAUAUCUUGCAUUCCCGGCAGUACAACAAACAAUAAUGGAUAAUCAUUUUCGGACUCCACCUCCACCUCCACCGCUUCAAGGUCAAGUCCCUCUUCCACCAAAAGUAGAGGAGGUAAUAAACAGAAUCUGCGCAGAAAAGCACCAUGAUCCGCCGGAUCACUUGGCCCGGAAAAAGCUGGCACAGGUGGGUGAAGAAGCUGCUCUUGAUGUCGUGAGGAGCAUUUACAAUACCCCGAACCCCAUCCGAACCUUGAGCGGUUACAUUACACAUUUGGUCAAUCAGUCAGACUGUGGAGGUGCUGGCGCUAGUUGUAGCCAAGUAGCAAAAGUCUCUUGUGCUACCACUACUGCUGCUCCAGAGGGAUCUAUUCCUUACUAUUUCUCUCCUCUGAAACGCCCUUUGCCCUCAUCACCUUCUGCUUCUCCUAUAUCUCCCCAAAAUGGUGAAAGCUCUGGCUAUCAGAAGUUGGACCUUCAUGUGGGCUCACCCUCAUCAUCAAAUUUACCAAUGGCAAAGGCUAGCAAAGUUAGUCGCCAGCUACAGUUUUCUGGUGAACCUGAGUGUAAUGAGGAGAAGAUAACUCCUGAGGUUUUCAGCUACCAGAGGACUAUCUUAACUAGUAAACUGGAGUACAGAAAGCUAUUCUUAAUUUACAGUUACAUUGGAAGGAGAAAGUUCGAAGAUGUUGUCAGUGAUGAUGAUGCAGACAAAAUUUUGGAGAUGAAAGAUCUCCCGAUGGGUAAUUUUGAAUCCCGCAUCUGGGAUGCUUAUGGAAAGCGAUACGUUCCAGCUGAUAGAAGACAGAGCACCGAGUGGGAUACCGGGAAAACGCAUCGGUAUUAUUGUUACGUAUACGCAGAUGGAAGUUGUUCUUUUAAGGGACCUUGUUUGGAUACUACAUCAACUCAUCUGCAAAGAACAUUAGGAGACGACAAUAUACUAAUUGUCAAGUUUGCUGAAGAUGGAAGGAGUUCUAUUGACAGGAUUUUAAAGGAAGGAAUCCUUGUUGGUUUGAGAUGUUACAAAUUUUUUGUUAUUAAAGAUGAAAGCAAAGGUACCAAGAAACAAAAGGAGAUGGAGAAGGAUAAGACUUCACUUUCUCCUGCUGUUAGAUGCUAUUUUGUUAAUUAUGACUCUAUUGCUGCUCGUGGUAAUAGUGAAUCAUAUAGUUUGUGUCCAUCGAACUUAAACAAAGCUAGAUGCCAUUUUAUGCACGUUCAUAUGGUAUCUAGCUUGGCAAAAUACAUGGCAAGGUUUUCGCUGAUAUUGUCGAAAACAAUUAAACUUCCUGUUGAUCUGUCUAGCAUUGUUAUUGAGACAAUUGAAGAUAUACCUUGUCAUGAUGAAAAUGGUGAUGAAAUCCGUGAUGAAGAUGGAGAAGUGCUUGUACUCACAGAUGGAACUGGUUUCAUCUCAGAAGAUUUAGCUCUGAAGUGUCCCCAAAAUUUUUGCAGUGCAAAAUUUUUGAAGGAUAACGAUUUUGAGGAUGUGCUGCAUCAAGAAAGAAGAGUGGAAGACUGGAAUAGGAAACCGCCUCUACUGAUGCAGUGCCGUCUGUUCAGUAGAGGUUUGGCAGUCAAGGGAACACUUCUUGUCAAUAGAAAGCUUGAUGCAGGAACAAUUCAGAUCAGAUCCUCCAUGGUGAAGGUCGAGAGGGAUAUCAGGUGUCCUGUUACUCCAACAUUUGACUCACUUGAAAUUGUAGCAAUAAGCCAUAAACCAAGGAGAUGCCAGCUAUCAAAAAAUUUGAUUGCUCUACUGAGCUAUGGAGGAGUGCCAAGAAACUUUUUCCUGGAUAUUUUGAGAAAUGUUCUUGAAGAGACGCAAGCGUUAUUUACAAACUUGCAUGCAGCGCUUAAAGUUUCUAUCAGAAAUGGAGAGAUGGAUGAUGGUUGGACUACCGCAAGAAUGAUAUUAGCUGGAGUGCCUCUCAGUGAGCCUCACCUUCAGGAUCGUUUAGCUAAACUGGCAAAUUUUGAGAGGAGAUCACUUAAAAAAGGAAAGCUCCCCAUUAGUGAAAGCUUUUACGUGAUGGGAACAGCUGAUCCAACGGGCCUGUUGAAAGCUAAUGAAGUCUGUGUGAUCUUGGAGAAUGGGCAAAUAUCAGGAAAGGUACUAGUAUACAGAAAUCCUGGUCUUCACUUUGGUGACAUACAUGUCCUUGAAGCAGUGUAUGUGAAGGAGUUGGAAGACGUAAUUGGUAAUGCCAAAUUUGGCAUAUUUUUCUCCACCAAAGGACAGAGAUCAGUAGCAAAUGAAAUUGCCAAUGGAGAUUUUGAUGGUGAUAUGUAUUGGGUUUCCAGAAACCCGCAGCUUUUGAAGUACUUUAGAGCCAGUGAACCAUGGACUCGAGUGUAUUCAUCUCCACCAGCAGAAAACAAGAAGCCCAGUGAUUUUUCAGCUGAAGCAUUAGAAUAUGAGCUUUUUCGACUCUUUCUAGAGAAGCAGAAGCCAAGCUUUAACAUGGCUGUUGCUGCUGAUAGCUGGCUCGCAUUCAUGGAUUGUCUUUUGGUACUUCGGGAUGAAAAUGCUGGUGACACAGAUGGUCUAAGGCAAAAGAUACUUAAAUUGGUUGACAUAUAUUAUGAUGCAUUAGAUGCACCCAAAAGCGGAAAGAAGGUAAAUGUUCCCAACGACCUGAUAGCAAAAAGUUAUCCACACUAUAUGGGAAAAGGAAACAGCUACCAUUCUACAUCCAUCCUGGGGGAUAUCUUCGAUCAGACUGAGCAGUUUCAAUCUGAAAGGCGCUCUAUUGGAGAAAUAUGGAAGCUGCCUUGUUUCAAUUCACGCAUCCCUGAAGAGCACCUGAGCAUGUGGAGGGCGAGGUACGAUGAUUACCGGUAUGAGAUGCGAGACGCAUUGGAACAAAAUCCCGCCGCCGACGAUUUGAAGAACAAGGCCGCAGACAGAGUGAUCAAGAAAUACAAGGAGUUGCUGUAUGAAGCGGCAGAGUUGCAGGAAAGUAAGAAGAAGAUGGAAGAAAUCAAUAACGAGGCGCUUGCCAUCUACCAUGUGAGCUAUGAUCAUGCCAUAGGUCGAGGAUGUAUUAGCAAAUGCAGUUUUGCUUGGAGAGUGGCGGGUUCUGCUCUCUGCAAUCUUCAUGCCACAAACACCAGCACCAACGAAUAUCCAACGCUAGUUGUACCAUCAGUCCUCCGGAAUGCUUUAUUUUAGCCCCCCAUUCUGCAACUAUUUUUUUUUUUUGGCUUCUUCUUUUUUGUUUUUUUGAAGUUUGUAAGCGUGAAAAUAUUUAUGUUAAUGUCAGUAGUGCGCUCGACUUCCCUAUAUGUAGAAUGAUUAAAAUUAUCAAAAAAUAACUUUGAAUUUUAA